GAGUACCAGACGGCGGAGCAACGCUCAGCUCUCGCUCUUGUCCACCUCUAGAGUACUUGACUGGAAUCGGGCAGGCCUACCGGGCGGUUCUCGCACCCUCUCCGUCCAGCGCGCGCUACGCAAGCAGCUACGAUGGUGUACUACCCGACCGUGGUCCCGCACGAGGGCUUCAACCCGGAGGAGGAUGCCCACGCCCUCAAGAAAGCCAUGAAGGGCAUGGGCGCUGAUGAGGGCCCCAUCGUCGCCAUCCUAUCCAGGCGAUGCAUCAAACAGCGCGUCCAGAUCGCCGAGUUCUACAAGCGCGAGUUUGGCCGGGACCUCGCCGAGGACCUGAAAAAGGACCUGGGUGGUGACCUGGAGACCGUGAUGAUGGCGCUCACCUACUCGUAUUUCGAGUACCUGGCGCGCGAGCUCCAGGGCGCCUUCAAGGGCAUGAGCACCAAGGAGAAGGUGGUGCUGGACAUCAUCCUCACCCGUAACAACGCUGAGCUCCACCUGCUGCAGGACACCUACUCCAGGAAGUGCCACAGCGCGCUGGAGGAGAGUGUGCGGAAGGGAAUGAAGGGCGACGUGGAGAGGCUGCUCGUCUCCAUCCUGAGUGGAAGCCGGGACGAGACGGAUAAGGUGGACGUCAAGAAAGCCGCCGCGCAGGCGCAGGACCUCUACAAGGCCGGCGAGAAAAAGCUGGGCACGAACGAGGCUGUGUUCAGGGACAUCUUCGCCAGCGAGAGCCUGCCGCAGCUGCUUGCCAUCGAGAGAGAAUAUGAGACCAUCUCGAAAAGGACCCUGCAGGAGGCUAUCAAGAGCGAGCUGAGUGGCGGUUUCCAGAAGGCUCUUCUCAUUAUCCUGGCUGUGGCCAAGGACAAGAUCGAGUACUACGCGGACAGUUUGUACGACAGCAUGCAGGGCGUUGGCACCGACGACAAGACCCUCAUCCGCAUCGUAGUCUCGCGCAGCGAGCUCGACCUGGGAGCCAUCAAGGCGAAAUAUCUCGACAAGUACGGCAAGAAGCUGGAUCACUCAAUCGAGAGAGAAACUUCGGGUCCGUACAAGAAUGCCCUGCUGGCCCUGGUCCGCGGCUGAGCACCAGUGACGUCACACGUCCACCGAGUCUCCUGCCUGUUCCGGUCCGGCUGCUAUCGCGUGCUAUUCCGGUGCCCUGGUGUGCCUGUUUGUCUGCGGACGGUGUAGGAUCAAUCUGGCCCGGCCCAUCUGUCCCUCUGGCUGGCUGUGGAUAACUGCUUGUCGCGAACGCGUGCUUGCUUUGUUCGGAACUUGAAAUGCGAGGACCAUGUAUGAGGUUGACAAAUGAUCUGACGGCGAUGUUUCAAAUUCUACCACAGCAGCACGGCAGCGGACGGCGUUGCGGUCUUGAAUUUUGCGACUCGUCUGCACGUUGGGUACAAUACUACUGCCAGGCCAGAGUACCACGAAUUAUCUGCGUUUCGUAGUUUGAUGCUUGAACACCGUGAAAAAUGCACUGCAAGCUACCUGGUACAUCAGUGGGAAUUGUUUGCUUAAUACAUGUGUGGAGACGACUUU
Messenger RNA from Pollicipes pollicipes, 1542 nucleotides. Its product is annotated as annexin A13. Bases 133 to 1083 code for a protein of 316 amino acids. The record is from RefSeq and is a predicted model, not a curated record. Gene Ontology annotation, molecular function: phosphatidylserine binding; calcium-dependent phospholipid binding; calcium ion binding. NCBI's taxonomy places the organism in Eukaryota, Metazoa, Arthropoda, Thecostraca, Pollicipedomorpha, Pollicipedidae. The transcript is spliced from 9 exons. Gene Ontology annotation, cellular component: nucleus; vesicle membrane; plasma membrane.